AUGCAAUCAGAUGCUUUUGAUGAAAAAUGUCAUGUUCCUAUGUUAAGGAGUGAUAAUUAUAAAACUUGGAAGGAGUUGAUUUUCCUCCAAUUGGGAUGCAUGGAUUUUGACUAUGCUAUAAGGAAGGAUGAACCACUUGUGCCGACAGACAAUAGCACUCUGGGUGUAAUUGCGUUGUAUAAACGGUGGGAGCGAUCUAAUCGCUUGAGCAUGAUGUACAUUAAGAGACGUAUAUCUACUAGUAUCCGUGGUUCAAUCCCAGAUUGUGCACAUGUGAGAGAUUUGCUAAAGGCAAUUGAUGAUCAAUUUGAAUCUUCAGAUAAGGCUAUUGCUAGCACUCUCAUGACCAAAUUAUUAUCCAUGAAGCUCACAAGUGUUAAAAGUGUGCGAGAGCACAUCAUGAGCAUAAGAGACUUAGUGGCUCAACUUAAGGCUUUAGAGCAGAUAGAUUUUUAA
This is a messenger RNA of Dioscorea cayenensis subsp. rotundata (Guinea yam), 456 nucleotides long. RefSeq lists its product as uncharacterized. NCBI's taxonomy places the organism in Eukaryota, Viridiplantae, Streptophyta, Magnoliopsida, Dioscoreales, Dioscoreaceae. The record is from RefSeq and is a predicted model, not a curated record. The transcript has a single exon. The coding region runs from base 1 to 456 and encodes 151 amino acids.